This is a messenger RNA of Brugia pahangi, 495 nucleotides long. The record is from the annotation of a GenBank genome assembly. NCBI's taxonomy places the organism in Eukaryota, Metazoa, Nematoda, Chromadorea, Rhabditida, Onchocercidae.
AUGAUGUCAAAUGCGCAAAAAAAACGUGAAUAUUUCUUACGAAAUGCAGAAAUGUCACUUAGUGUACCAAUUCGAAGAAAAUGGUACAGAAAAGUGCCUGCAAUGGAUUUUCAAAAAAAUACCGCUCAAGGGAGCUGUUCUGAUUUGAGGAUGAGCACGACUUCUAAUCAACUGAUCGGAGCAGUAGCAACCUGGCAUAGCAUUCAUGCAAGCUUGAUGAAACUUGGUCUUUCAAGUGACUGUGUAUCAUCAGGAAAAGUGAUGAAAACAUCAUCCAAAUCAUCUACCUCAUCGAGUAGCAGAUAUUCCACCGAUUCAUUCAUCAGCUAUAUCAGCGAUGACUCAUUGAAUGGAAAUCAAACCAGCGAUGAAAGUCUGGAUGAUGAAAAAUUAUUUAACUGCCGACCGAGACUAUCCGUUUCAAAUCUAGAACUUCGAAGUUCACAGCUGAAAGAAAUGUUUCCGGGGUUGUCGGAACACUGGAGGUGUUUUUAA